AGCGGAAGCAUCUUGCCUCCACAGCGGAGGUAACUUGUUUUAAGUUUGCUAAAGACAGAGAGGAGAUUGCAGCAGCUGAGGGAAAGACUUCUUUUUAAAGGAUCAACUAAGUAUAUCUAAAAUGAUGAUAACAAGCCAAUACUUAGGGAGUUAGAGAGUGAGAAAUUGAGUAAUACUUAAACUGUUUGGUGUCUUUUCCAGGGGCUCCAAACAGCUCGUAACCAUAGUCCUUUAUGUCUCGGCACAGAAAGAAUUCAGCCAGAGGCAAACUGAUACACAAGAAGUGAUUUAUUAGAAUAGAAUGCUUGUGAGGCUUACAAGCAGGAGGGCAAGGUAGUGCUGUGUCCAGGCUACAGUUUUAUAAACAAAGGAAAAGUAGGGAAGGGGAGAAGACCUUCUUUGUCUUUCUUCAGUAGACAUCAUGCUUCUACCAUCAGUUCCUACUCCAGGGUGGGCAGGUGGCCUAGGCUGGUCCACGCUGGGGCUCGGGAGUGAGAUCCGGAGGGGAGCUCCCAAGGACGCCACAGUGCACUGCCAUGGCAACAGAAACUCCAGGUGAGGCCCAGGCUCGAUUAGAACCCCGGAACAGCGCGUGCUUGCUAAGUCGCUUCAGUAGCCGGGGCUCCUCUGCCUAUGGGAUUCUACAGGAAAGAAUACUGGAGUGGGUUGCCAUGCCCUCUUCCAGGGGAAUCUUCCCGACUCAGAGAUGGAAUCCGCGUCUCCAUGUCUCCUUCACUGGCCAGUUGGGUUCUUUACCACUAGCGCCACCUUGGAAGCACAACCCCACAGAUCUUCAGCUUAUUACCACACCAUUUGGAAAGCCAGCGGGGAAGAGCCAACUCGAGGUGACCAAAAGGAAACCACAAAUCCCGCGAUAUCAUGGGCCGUACCCCGUGAGACUGCUCGCGAAGCUACCGCCACGCAACGCGACAGCUAGUAUUAAACGUCACUGUCCUGCGACGCUGUCUCUGUAAUAGGACGCCCUCCCGGAAGUGGGCUCUAGAUCGGGCAGUGAAAGUGGUAGCCGGUUGCCCCCGGGACCAGAUCUCGGGAGGUCGUUGUUGAACUAUUUCUCCAAGUUUCUGUCCUAUCCUGCCUGCGUCUUCUGGCUCCGCGGAGUGAGGCAACGUCUCCACCAUUAUGGGAGGCGGAGACCUGAAUCUGAAGAAGAGCUGGCACCCGCAGACCCUCCGCAAUGUGGAGAAAGUGUGGAAGGCUGAGCAGAAGCAUGAAGCCGAGCGGAAGAAGAUUGAGGAGCUUCAGCGUGAGCUGCGGGAGGAGAGGGCCCGGGAGGAGAUGCAGCGCUACGCGGAGGAUGUCGGGGCUGUCAAGAAAAAGGAGGAAAAAUUGGACUGGAUGUACCAGGGUCCUGGUGGGAUGGUGAACCGUGAUGAGUACUUGCUGGGGCGUCCUAUUGACAAAUACGUUUUUGAAAAGAUGGAGGAGAAGGAGGCAGGCUGUUCUUCGGAGACAGGACUCCUCCCAGGCUCUAUCUUUGCCCCAUCAGGUGCCAAUUCCCUUCUGGACAUGGCCAGCAAAAUCCGAGAGGACCCGCUUUUCAUCAUCAGGAAGAAAGAGGAGGAGAAAAAAAGAGAAGUAUUGAAUAAUCCUGUGAAAAUGAAGAAAAUCAAAGAAUUGUUGCAAAUGAGUCUGGAAAAAAAGGAGAAGAAGAAAAAGAAGGAGAAGAAAAAGAAGCACAAGAAACAUAAGCACAGAAGCUCAGGCAGCGAUCGUUGCAGCAGCGAGGAUGAGCGCAGCAGGGGGAGAUCUCAAAAGAAGAUGGCAAAUUCUCCCCCUGUUUUGUCCAAAGUCCCUGGAUAUGGCUUACAGGUCAGGAACUCCGACCACAGCCAGGGCAUGCAGGGUUCUCUGAUGGCUGAACGAAAGGGAGCGCAUGGGUUGAAAAAUUAUUCCAGGUCCAGGAGCUCCUCUUCCUCACCUCCCAGACAUGCCAGCAAGAAGAGCACCAGGGAAGCAGGGUCCCGGGAUAGGAGGUCCCGAUCCCCUGGCAGAAGGUCUCGGUCCCCAAGGCCAAGCAAACCGCACAACUCUAAGGGAAAUAGGAAAGACAGAGGCCGAAGUAAGAGCCCGUCUCCUAAAAAGGAGGUUUACCAAAGGCGGCAUGCUCCUGGGUACACCAGAAAGCUCUCAUCAGAGGAGCUAGAGCGAAAAAGGCAAGAGAUGAUGGAAAACGCCAAGUGGCGGGAGGAAGAGAGGCUGAACAUCCUCAAGAGGCAUGCCAAGGAUGACGAGCGGGAGCAGAGGCUGGAGAAGCUAGACUCCCGGGAUGGGAAGUUUAUCCACCGCAUGAAGCUAGAGAGCGCAUCUACCUCCUCUCUGGAAGAUCGGGUGAAGCGGAAUAUUUACUCUCUCCAGAGAACCUCAGUAGCUCUGGAGAAGAACUUUAUGAAAAGAUGAAAGCCAUCCCCUCUCUUGCUGGUUUUCCUGAAAUUUCCAGGGAGGCUGCUGAUCCCUUAAAAAUUCUCUUUAUAAGAGUUCAAAUGGCUUCUUUCACAGAUGUCAAACCACCACUGUUCAAAGUGACUUUCCUUCAUGGAUUCCAGAAACAGCUCAGUUCUUUUGAGAACCAGUGUGACUUGCUCUAUGGGACCCUCGGUAACUUUUGCUGGGUGCAGAGUAGUUUUUCAGUGGGUAGGCACUGGAACAUCUAGGUGUGAGCACUCAUCUUGCUCUGGAGGGAGCCUCCCUAUGCCUCUUCCCUCCACCUGUGUGAACAGACUUACUCUACCACCUCAGAAUAGACUGGACCUUUCAGAAACCUCUCCCCUCUGAAUCACCCAGAAAAAUUGUUCUUACCAAGGUAAAUGAAUACUUAACUUGAUUUAGUAGAUGAUGUGACAGAAUGAUGUCAGAUUAGGACAGAGCCAAGGCAGUGACAGAGAAUCUGGAAGGGAAAACAAUGCAAAAAAAAAAAACAAAAAACAACCCUAAAUGAACUGUUUAACUAUUUGAACUAUCAAACUGUAAAAUAUAGUGUGUGUAUAAAUUAUAAUUUUUACAUGCUUUUGGAAAAAAAGAAGUUAGCUUUGUGAGAAUAUCUUGUUUGAUAAGUGACUUUACUAUGUAAUAGAACCUCAUUGAAUCUUGUUAUCCAGUAACACAGUAAGGCAGAUUAGCUUUUCUUUCCUCUGCAAAUCUGGCAGAUUUUGGAGGGGCCCAGGGUUUAUUGAUAGGAUCUAGGGUAUCUGUCCUUUUUACACUGUUUAUAGUCUCUGAUGUGUGGGCAGUGCAGAAAUGAAGUCAAAUCAUUUUAGGAGUCAGGACCAAACUAUCAGUAUGCACCCUGGCUCUUAAAAGAAAGUAUAGUGGAAGCUGUUUAUUUCAUGCCUUCCCUUUUAUCAUGUAGUAAUCUUAUUACAAGUCUAGGUUUUCAGGAGUUGUUUGGUAUUAUUUUUUAGUCAGGUAUUAAAAAACAAAAACAAAAAAAUCCAAACUCAUAGGAUCAAUCUCCUGUCUUCAUCCCUUUCCUGUCUCCUACCAGAAGUUCUCAUUUGACUCAGGAGUCCUAGGCACUCUUGAUCCACACAUUAGCUGGGCUAGUUCCUUGUUCUGCUAAUUCCUAAUUCUUAAACGAAUUUGGAUUUAUAUUUUUUUAGCACUUAUGCUGCCAGACACUGUUAUGCUUAAAACCCAGUCUUUCCCCAGAGAGAAAGUAACAUACACUUGUUAUUCAAUUUAACACCUUAUCCUGCUUCCCUGUACUAAGGUUAAUUAUGUCUUUUAUUUUAUUACUUGGUAAUAAAAACUACAUUUAUUUUUGUAA
Molecule: messenger RNA, 3784 nt
Organism: Bubalus bubalis (water buffalo)
Lineage: Eukaryota; Metazoa; Chordata; Mammalia; Artiodactyla; Bovidae
Gene: CWC25
Product: CWC25 spliceosome associated protein homolog
Exons: 11
Coding region: 1141-2418 (425 amino acids)
Biological process (GO): mRNA splicing, via spliceosome
Cellular component (GO): U2-type spliceosomal complex
Source: RefSeq, a predicted model, not a curated record